Messenger RNA from Baudoinia panamericana UAMH 10762, 2068 nucleotides. RefSeq lists its product as uncharacterized. The transcript has a single exon. Lineage: Eukaryota; Fungi; Ascomycota; Dothideomycetes; Mycosphaerellales; Teratosphaeriaceae. The record is from RefSeq and is a predicted model, not a curated record. Gene Ontology annotation, cellular component: mitochondrion. Gene Ontology annotation, molecular function: ATP binding; nucleic acid binding. The annotation marks the transcript as partial.
AUGUGAUCCAGACAAACGCAUUACCUUCCGUCUCUUUUACUUCUCAUACACUGUCUACUAUCCUAUACCAUCCUGCCAAGAGUUCACGACGUGAGAAUCAUACUGGAGUCACUGCUAUUGCCCGCCAACUGCAAUGCGCAGAGCGCUACAGCGAUGCUCGGCAUCCAUCCCUCGAACAUUCGCCUCCACCAGCGGUAGCGUCUCCCACAACAUAUGCCUACAGUGCAAUGUCUCGCGCAUCGCAUCACAAAGCGUUAGACCGACUCGGCGAGCGCUACAUCAGACUUCGCUCCUCCGCCAACAAGCAGCCGCUGCAGCGGAAGCGCCAUCAUCAAACACCAAUGCGCCGGCACCGAUUACUCGCUUCGAUGAGCUGGGCAGCCGGAACAUCGUCCACCACAAUGUCGUCCGCACGCUCACGCAAGACAUGGGUCUGGAGACGAUGACAGAGGUUCAACAAGCCACUAUCAACGAGGCAUUAAAGGGGACGGACAUUAUAGCGCAAGCAAAGACGGGUACCGGCAAGACGCUGGCCUUCUUACUCCCAAUCCUGCAGAACAUCAUCAACGUCGACCCACAACUGGCCGAGCGCGGCUUCUCACGUCGCGGACCCAGAACAACGGCGGACGACAUUCGCGCCUUGAUCAUCUCGCCAACACGUGAGCUGGCCGAGCAGAUUGCGGAAGAAGCGAAGAAGGUGACGAGGCAUACCGGCAUUGUGGUGCAGACGGCUGUGGGUGGGACUCAGAAGUCGGCGGGUCUAAGAGCCAUCCAGCACCAAGGCUGCCAUCUCCUCGUCGGCACACCAGGCCGGCUCAAGGACAUCCUGACCGACCCAUACUCCCGCGUGCAAGCCCCCGACCUCAGCGCGUUGGUGUUUGAUGAAGCCGACAGACUUCUCGAUCAGGGCUUCUGGCCCGAGAUCCAGGAGAUCAUGCGAUUACUACCCACACCCGCGGAGCGAAACCGACAGACCAUGAUGUUCUCCGCGACCGUGCCGCGCGAAGUCGUGGAUCUGGUUCGGAGCACGCUCAAGCCCGGCUUCCAAUACGUCAAGACGGUGCGCGACGACGAAGAGCCCACCCACGCCAGAGUACCGCAGCGCGUCGUAACGGUCAACGGCUUCGAGAACAAGCUGCCUGCGCUAGUCGAAUUAAUCUCGAAAGCCGUCGAGGCGUCGAAACAACCCGGAGGUAGACCCUUCAAAGCCAUUGUAUACUAUAACAGCACCGCCGAAGUCUCCCUCGCCGCCAGUGCCCUCCGCAACCUCAGCACCCCCGAAUCAUCAUCCACCGACUCCUUCGGCGGCCGCCGCGGUACCCACCCCUGGCCCUCCACCAAAAUCUUCGACAUCCACGCCCGCCUCUCCCAAUCCCAACGCACCGCCGCCGCCGACGCCUUCCGCCACUGCACAAGCGGCAUCCUCCUCUCCUCCGACGUCACCGCCCGCGGCCUUGACUUCCCCAACGUAACCCACGUCAUCCAAAUGGCCAUCCCGCCCUCGCGAGAACAAUACAUCCACCGCAUCGGCCGCACCGCGCGAGCAGGAAAAGAAGGCGAAGGCUACCUCAUCAUCUCCCACCUGGAAACAGGCGAGGUCCGCUCACGCCUCCAAAAACUGCCCCUCCAACCCACCAACACCCUCACGACCGCCAGCCUAGACUUGACCCGCGAAUCGCAAGUCCCCGCCGAAGCGGGCAAGAUCCUCGAAAUGGUCCGCGGAGCCGUGACGGGCGUGUCGAUGUUGGAUAAAGUCAAGGUCUACCAAGCACUACUAGGAGUGUACGGGUAUAUAGGGAAUAAGCGACAUUUGGUUGAAGCGAUGAAUAAUCUGGCCCUGUUUGGGUGGGGGAUGAGGGAGCCGCCGAGUAUUGCGCCCGGGUUGGCGAGUCGGUUGCGGCUGGAUCGCGUGCCGGGGGUGAGGAUUGGGAGUGAGUUGCGGGAGUUGGAGCAGCGGGAGGGUGGUGGGGGUGGGGGUGGAAGGGGUGGUGGGUUUGGUGGGGGCGGCCGGAGAGGUGGGAGUGGGUAUGGGGAUAGGGAUGGUGGGUUUGGUGGACGAGGUGGUGGU